Molecule: messenger RNA, 816 nt
Organism: Triticum dicoccoides
Lineage: Eukaryota; Viridiplantae; Streptophyta; Magnoliopsida; Poales; Poaceae
Exons: 2
Coding region: 269-514 (81 amino acids)
Source: RefSeq, a predicted model, not a curated record
AAUAUGUUUGACAGUCUGGAAGCCGUGGAGCAACACGCUCGAGGAGUCGUAGUGGAGGGAAGCGUACCAAACUGGUCAAAAAUCCGAUUCCAACCACCAUCAACCACAUCGCAGAAGUGCGAAUCCGCCCGCCCAACGCCGACACGGCACCAGAACACCCCGUCACAGCGGCGCGCCUCCGAGUCAAGCCAACCCCCGCGCGGCGGCCACCCGUAGCCAACGUGUCCUACUGUCCUAGGAUCCCGCCGGCUGCGCGGCCGAGGGAGAGAUGCGGCGGUCGUCGAGCGGGGCGCGCGUGUCGGAGGGCGGCGACGCGUCCUCGUCCUCGUCGGGCCACCACGGCGAUGGCACGGCGCUCCCGACGUUCGAUCCGCAGUCGGCGGCGGGCCGGCGGGAGGCGGCGCGGACCCGGGCUCUGGGGCGCGCCGUGCACUGCAUCCCGCUGUUGCUGCUACUCUGCGCCCUCGUGCUCUGGCUCUCCGCCGCCUCCACCUCCCCGGUUCACCUCGACUGAUAAUAGAAGGGUAUGGCAAAUGGAUUUUAAAUCAGGUUUCCACAGAGUUCCCCCAAAUGGUCAAAAGGGUACAGUGAACUAGUUCAGGAAUGAUCAGGUAGUACAGGAGGCCUUAAGUUGGUGGUUGGAAGGUUUAGUACAGCAACAAGCUCACCUACUAGUAGGUGACUAUUUUGGAGUAUUCUUUUCACUCCAGAUUGGAGUUGGUGUGAUUUGGCCCACCAUUACAAUUUGUAUACAAAAAACUGAGUAUGUAUUCUUUUCCGACACUAACACAUGUAUACAUAUUAUGAAAUUGUUUU